AUGACAAGUUUGCAUAGAUUGUCCUUGGGCAUUCUUCAUCCUGUUUUGUUUAGGUCUGAAAACGUGUUUUCUGUUCCUUUGCGAAUUUGGCGGUUGCUGGCUUCAGAAAUGGGUUAUCGAGAUCAUCUGGAGUCUUUGGUGAAGAAAGAUAAAGUAGUUGUAUUUAUGAAAGGCACCUCUGACCAGCCUAUUUGUGGUUUUAGUAAUGCUGUGGUACAGAUUCUCCGUAUGCACGGGGUAGAGGGUUAUGCAGCUUACAACGUUUUGGAGGAUCAAGAUUUAAGGCAAGGUGCUAAAGACUACUCAAACUGGCCGACUAUUCCUCAAGUUUACUUCAAUGGCGAAUUUGUUGGGGGCUGUGAUAUUCUCCUGCAGAUGCAUCAGAACGGAGAUCUGGUUGAAGAACUUAAGAAACUGGGAAUCAAAUCUGCACUUUUAGAAGCUGAAAAGGGCACUAAACAGUAGAA
Messenger RNA from Protopterus annectens (West African lungfish), 467 nucleotides. RefSeq names its product glutaredoxin-related protein 5, mitochondrial-like. The record is from RefSeq and is a predicted model, not a curated record. The transcript has a single exon. Bases 1 to 465 code for a protein of 154 amino acids. Lineage: Eukaryota; Metazoa; Chordata; Ceratodontiformes; Protopteridae.